Molecule: messenger RNA, 1186 nt
Organism: Daphnia carinata
Lineage: Eukaryota; Metazoa; Arthropoda; Branchiopoda; Diplostraca; Daphniidae
Product: alpha-taxilin-like
Exons: 7
Coding region: 16-873 (285 amino acids)
Molecular function (GO): syntaxin binding
Source: RefSeq, a predicted model, not a curated record
UUCUGAAUCAAGGAAAUGGACAAGUAUCAGUCAUGGCAGACAACUGAGUACAAUAAUAAAAAGGUUUCGAAUGAAACAGAAGCAGAGAACCUUCAAGAAAAAUCUCCUUUGGGGAACACAAAAGAUAACCAGUGUUUUGGUGAUGUUUCCUUUGAUUCCACGAACACAGUUGUUAACAAGGGAAAAAUCACAGAGCAAACCUCACAGUUAACAGCAGAAAUGUUUUCCCUUGAGGAUGUGCAACAUUUACAGAAGCUAAACAGAGAUCUCCGAGCACAAAAUAUAAAAAAAACCAUGGAUUACAUUAAGCUUGAGCAAGAAUACCACUUCAUGAAAGAUGAGAUCAUGAAAGUUAAACGCGAAGACCGAAUGCGGCGACAAGAAACCCGUUCUCUUCUCAAAAUUGCUUUGGAGGAAAUAUCUUCACAGCAAAAAUGCCCAGCUCGGUAUUCUGACGCACAAGCAGAUCAUUUGGCUGAUCAGAAAUGUUGUCAGCAUAGUCUUGCUGGUCUAGCUGAGAGAAAUAGGAUUUUAAAAGAAUUAAGCGAGCUAACGAGAAAGUAUGAUGAUUUGCAACGCAUGGAAGUUCAAGGACGUCGUCGACUGGCACUCUAUGAGGAAAAAUAUCAGUACUUUGAAAACGUGAUCCACAACAGUUUUGUUUAUUUGGAGAAUUUAAGAACAAAACUGAACGCCUCUAUCGGAAAAACCAACUGUUUGCAGUCGGAGAUUGCAGUUUGGAAGAAUAGAUGUCGGGAAUACGAGAGAGCACCAAAUAAGGUGUAUGGGAAUCAUAAACUACCAGCUUCUGCUGAUUCUUCACCGUCAAGAUCAAGCACUACUGCAAAUGUCUUCCACCAUCAACGCCAUUAAAACUAUCCACUGCUUCAACAAAGUUCAGCUUUAAUUGAAAUUCUGUUUGUAAAUGGCCGAAGAGGCAAGUUUUGCCUGAUCGACGGCAUUACGUCCACUAGUACUUUUGACGCAUUUCCGGUGAAAUUCCAUUUUGUACAUGGAGGCAGAUUUUUACAGUUUACAAAAAUUCGUCAGUUGCCAUAAACUGCAUGCUAGUUUACGCAGGCGUGAAACGCUGAGUUCGUUUGUUUUUAAUUCAGCAAGUAAUUCACGUAAGCGUUUGUAUUACGCCAUCUUUUUUAUUCUGUCCGUGACCGUAAUAAAAUUUAAA